UGGUAAAAAUUAUUUAUCACUAAAUUAGACAAAACCCUAAACCCUGCCAGAAGCAUAUUUCUACCCUGGUUGGUUUGUAUCGGUGACUCGUUAGUUAGCUGAACUAGCAAGUAUGAGGGGUCUCAAUGGAGCAAUAUCAAUCGCCAGAGCCUUAAGAGUCAACUCCACCGCCGCUUCCACCUUUCUCCGACAUCCGCGACCAGCUCCCUACGCCGCAACAUAUUGUUCUUAUUCCAUCCCUCAGAAUCUCGUUGAUCGCUCGGACCUAUCAACUCCCCCUAUUGUUCGCAGCGACGUCAUCGGAUUUAGGUAUUAUAGUUCUGCUGCCACCGCCGCCGCAACGUCUACGCCGCAGCAAGACCUCAAGACGAGAGGCGCCGAACAAAAUAGCUUCAAUCCCAAAGAAGUUGUUCUCUUUCAGUAUGAAGCUUGCCCCUUCUGCAACAAGGUUAAAGCUUUUUUAGAUUAUCAUGGUAUUGAGUACAAAGUGGUUGAAGUAAAUCCAAUGAACAAGAAAGAGAUUAAAUGGUCUGAUUACAAGAAGGUGCCAAUUGUCACUGUUGAUGGUGAACAAUUAGUUGAUUCUUCAGAUAUAAUUGAUAAGUUGAUCAAAAGGAUACAUCCAGAUUAUGAUCUAAAUGCAGACGAAGAGAAGAAGUGGCGCGAGUGGGUAGACAAUCACUUGGUGCAUGUUUUGUCGCCAAACAUAUAUCGAACUGUUUCGGAAGCUCUUGAAUCAUUUGAUUAUAUUACCACCAAAGGCAAUUUCAGUUUAUAUGAGAGGUUAGUGGCAAAGUAUGGUGGGGCUGCUGCCAUGUAUUUCGUGUCAAAGAAAUUGAAGAAGAGACACAAUAUCACUGAUGAGCGUGCAUCGUUGUAUGGAGCUGCUGAACAAUGGGUUGAUGCUUUGAAGGGUCGAAAAUUUCUUGGUGAUUUGCAACCUAAUUUAGCAGAUCUUGCUGUUUUUGGUGUUCUAAGACCCAUCCGUCACCUCAAGUCAGGUCGUGAUAUGGUAGAGCACACAAGGAUUGGGAAUUGGUUUUCUGAGAUGGAACAUGCAGUAGGACAGUCUUCCAGAAUGAAUGAGCAUAAGUAGACUAUUUCUUCAAUCUAUGGAUAGUGAAAUGCUAUACGUCGUAACCACAAAUUAAAUAAGUUUGCUUUUACCAAGUUUGGCGAGUCUUUGUAAGCAAAACAUGUUCUGUUCUAUUAUUUAUGGUCUGGUCGUAUUGGUUAUUUGUUGUCACACACUGUAAUGUAAUGAGAAGUGUAGGUAUAUAUUCAAUAAAAAAUCUCUCCAUAUAGAAUGAGCUCAAAAAUUGUUUAUCUAAACAAACCUAUAACCCUAAGACAUUGUAUGAAAUAUGAAUCCAAUGAGUCAGAGAGGCUCAUAUUGAUCAGA
This is a messenger RNA of Trifolium pratense (red clover), 1402 nucleotides long. Its product is annotated as prostaglandin E synthase 2-like. Gene Ontology annotation, molecular function: prostaglandin-E synthase activity. NCBI's taxonomy places the organism in Eukaryota, Viridiplantae, Streptophyta, Magnoliopsida, Fabales, Fabaceae. The record is from RefSeq and is a predicted model, not a curated record. Bases 113 to 1096 code for a protein of 327 amino acids. Gene Ontology annotation, cellular component: mitochondrion. The transcript has 6 exons.